This is a messenger RNA of Aspergillus caelatus, 1939 nucleotides long. RefSeq lists its product as uncharacterized. The record is from RefSeq and is a predicted model, not a curated record. Bases 142 to 1254 code for a protein of 370 amino acids. Lineage: Eukaryota; Fungi; Ascomycota; Eurotiomycetes; Eurotiales; Aspergillaceae. The transcript has a single exon.
AGAGAAGUAUAUGAUUUCGUCCGAGGUACUUAUCAUCGCCAGCCUUCCACUUCUCUUCUCUUGUGUACCUAGCCGUGUUCGGUUUCUAGCUACUAUCUGCAAAUAAUAUUGAUACUGGUGCCACUUCCUGCCCUUUACACCAUGAUAGCCCAUGAUGGAGUUGUCCACCAUCCUUUCGGUGGUGGGUCGUAUUAUUUCAAGCAGAACCUCAUGAGAUAUCUGGAUGACCAAUGCACUCGGCCGAGGAUCGUUGUCCACAUUGGGUCGCAGCCAAACAGCAGCCCGCACCUUGGCAAUAUGACCACCUUUGCCACAGGAUUCGCCCUCGCCGCUGCUCUGAAGACCAAGUUUCGGCGUGAGAUUAGGGCCAAGUUCGUCUAUGUGGAGAGCGCCCCGACUCCAGGAGAGGAGAUCGUGAUCGCCGGGGUCCGAUAUCAGAAGAGUCUCAAACACACCGGAGAUUUUGGAGCCAACCAAACGCCAUUCCGAAAGGUGCUGGACCAAUUGUCUAACCUUUCGGGUAUACCAUAUGACAUUGAGACGCAACAUAUCUGGCGCUCGAAUCCAGCGUUUUCCGUCAUCCUUCGGAACAUCGUGGCCCACCAUCAGAAGCUUGGCUCACAUCUGUCACCAGAAACAGGCAAGCUAGCUAUUCGUGCAUCAUGUCCGCGGGAAGGAUGCGGGAUAGCAGAUAAACACGGUGUAAACAAUCAAUAUCAUCAAGACGGGCGGGUCACGUUUGUGUGUCCUGAUCAUGGAGACCAUCACGUUGAUCUCACAUCCCCACAAGAUCUAGAACGGCUCGAGUUCAAUACCCCACUGCGCAAUCUCAUUCGGAUCCUCAUCUGCAGUCAAGAUUCAGACACGUCGUGGAUUAUGUGUACUGGAUCAGACUACGCCGGUUUUUACCAAGAACAACUGACAUGGCGGCUCCUAGAGCAUCCAGGAAAUGCCCCGAUAAUCUUCUAUGCCCCGCUGGUCCUCGAUUGGUCUGGAGUCAAGCUCUCGAAGAGCCUGUAUGUCAAGCAAGGUGCAUACAAGUACCUAUGCGAUGCAGGUCGUAGCUACAUGCUAGAUGCAGACACAUUUUUGAAGACUGAAGGUGGGCUAGAGGCGCUGUUUGGGGAGGUCCAGGAUUGGGUAGAGAAACCAUAUAUGCUCUUCAGGAGCUACACCAUUGAUUAUCUUGACAGGCAACUGAUAUCGCGGGGAAUGAAACUGCUUCCGGAGAAAGGGCUCUGCUUAGACCACUAGAUCAUGAAUCCAUUUUACUUCGUCCAGGAUGAUGCUCCUUGUAAUAGUUAAUGACGGUCCAUGAUUCAGCAUUUCCUGUUAGUGCGUUGGAUCUGACUUUGUAAAGAAUUCAGAUAUCUUCCUUGACCCGGGCGAACCGGACGCUUUCUUGGGUUCUUCUAAUUCAAGUUGCGUUUCCUUUUCCACAGGGCGCUCUUCGGGUGCCCUUGAGAUGAUAUGGUCCUGUCUGUCCAUUGGGCAGCUCUCUAGGAGGGCAACUGGAACCCAACAAUACUUUUGGGGGGCGCCCUUUAAAAACCCCUUUGAGAUGGCUAGUUUCAGGCUGAUUGGUUCCCUCAACUUCCACAGAUCAAGUAUUUCAUAGCCGUAUUUGGAGACCUUUCUGCCCGCAUUGAAGUCCUCAUUACCGAUCCCGCCGUCCUCGGGGACUUCGCCAGGAACUUUGCCGGGAGAGACGCGGGCGACAUGUUCGAUUCGCGACAUGGGGGCAGAUGUGUAGAACCAGAUGCGACGAACGCUCGAUGGGAGGAGGUAGCGACGGUAUUCGUGAUUCUUUGCGCCAGUCGCGAUAUUGUGCAUAUGUUCGGGCUUUAUGCUCAUGAAGAUGUCGGCCCGUCCGGUUCUAGGGGUUAAGGACUUUUCUUUGGCCAUUAUGAUUCAAUGGUUGAUAUGCAGGGAAGGUAAG